Molecule: messenger RNA, 659 nt
Organism: Cuscuta europaea
Lineage: Eukaryota; Viridiplantae; Streptophyta; Magnoliopsida; Solanales; Convolvulaceae
Source: the annotation of a GenBank genome assembly
AGUCACCCUCCCAACAACCGUUAACCUUCAAAAAAGUCGUGUGGAUAUUGGAGGCGGCAGAGAUGAAAUUGCAUUUAUUCCGGGAUUGUCAAUUAAUCAGACUUUCGCAUUUCUUGAGCCUUCAAUCGCCCAAUGUUUCAGACGAGCUUCCGAACAAGUCUGCCCACGACCAGGCAAUCAGGCUACAGUCGACCAGGGUACGGGGCUUCACUCGACGGCUAGCGCUCACAGUGUUCAGCGGUUCGACUCGUUUCUCCUCAUGAGUGUUCAACAGUUCAGCUUUCUCCUCCGAUACCAGCUUGCGGGCUUUAGGAAGAAGAAGAUGAUAAGAUUUCUUCCAGUUUGGGGCUUCUGGUGUCAACAUACGGUCAGCUUAUUUUUGUGCUAAAAUGGAUUACAAGUUUGAAGAUGGGCGAGGCAACCCAAGUGUUUUUCAAAUAUACUAUGUUCUGGACAUAUUUUUUCGAAAUACAUUUUUUAUUUUUACUCCAAAAAAAACAAAUUUUAAAUUUAUUUCAAAUGGUUGGAUUCAAUUAGUUAGGCAAUCUUGAAUGAAUACUCUUGGUAACCUAUUUUAUUAGUCAAAAUGAUGAGUUUAUUUUGAUUAGGUUACCUGUUAAAUCCAUACUUUUGGAUCAAUAAUAUUUGGUUCAGUUUCA